AUGGAGAGAAACAAUCAUCGGCGUCACCAACGUCAAAUCCUUCCUUUUUCUUCGUCUUCUAGUACUUCUUCGGGCGCGGCGAGUAGAGGGGAUUUCGGGGCUUUCCGGGAAUCGGACUGGAGAUCCAGGAAGCAAUCGACGACACGCAACAAUACCCAGAAACCGAAACUGAAAUUGGAAGCUGAAGGUGGAGAGAAGGAAGAUGGCCUAUCCGAGAUUCCCGCUCUAAUUGGAACCUGUCCUUUUAUGUGCCCAGAGGGUGAAAGGGCUCAAAGAGAGCGGCUAAGAGAUCUGGCUGUUUUUGAAAGACUCCAUGGAAAUCCUGGGAAAACAUCUCCCAGCUUGGCUGUCAAGAAGUUCUGCAGGACUAUAUCCGCCAAGGAAGGACAAGUAUCAGAUAUAAGGCCCCUUCCUGUUCUGGAAGAGACACUGAGCUACCUUCUAACAUUGUUGGACACGACAAAUCAUUCAUUUGAAGUACUUCACGACUUCAUCUUUGACAGGACAAGGUCCAUUAGACAAGAUCUCAGCAUGCAGAACAUUGCCAAUAAGAAAGCAAUCUACAUGUACGAGGAAAUGGUAAAGUUUCACAUCAUAUCUCACCUCAAGCUUCGACCUCACAGCAAGAAAUCAACCACUUCUUCAAUCCAUUACCUCAACAUGGAGCAGCUCACAAAGGCUCUCACUUCACUAUACAAUCUGUACGAUGUGAAUCAUGAAGAUUCCAAUUCGGUACACAAAAAUGAGGCUGAGUUUUGUUCAUUCUAUGUGCUUCUUCAUCUUGACUCCAGAAAUCAGCCAGCAGGGGAAUCACUUGCUUUGUGGUUUCGUUGCUUGCCUACAUCCAUCAUCCGGUCAUCAGAGAUGUGCUUUGCCCGUGGAGUUCUACGGUCUUUUCGGCUUGGGAAUUACAAGCACUUUCUGUCAACCAUAGCUGCCGAAGCAUCGUAUUUACAGUACUGUAUUCUUGAACCGUAUGUUAACCAGGUCCGAAUGUUUGCUCUGUCAUGUAUUAACAGUGUUGGCUACAAGCUUCAUCCUUACCCUCUCACUCGCCUGUCGAAUAUCUUGAUAAUGAAGGAAUCAGAUGUGGAGCUGUUGUGCAAUGCCUGCGGUCUUGAGACUUGCAUGGACGAAACAGGAAAUAAGUUGUUGCCUACCAAGCAAACAAGUUUCACCACUCCAAAAGACAAUCAAAGCUAUCCAGUUCUAGGGUUAGAACAAUUCGAGAGGGAAUACUGA
This is a messenger RNA of Linum trigynum, 1242 nucleotides long. The record is from the annotation of a GenBank genome assembly. NCBI's taxonomy places the organism in Eukaryota, Viridiplantae, Streptophyta, Magnoliopsida, Malpighiales, Linaceae.